AUGUUACUGGAGAGAGGGGCGGAGCCGGAUAUUAGUGACCAGGACAGCCAAACACCUCUAUCAUGGGCAGUGGACGGUCACAAUACAGCGUUAGCUGCAAUCCUCAUGAAGAAGGGGGCUGCUCUAAACUCAAAAGACAAGGAUGGUCAAACGCCUCUGUCAUGGGCCGCUGACGACGGUUUUAUGGUGAAGCUGCUGGUGGAAAAAGGGGCUGAUGUACACGCAGCUGACAAGCAUGGACGAACCCCUCUAUCAAGGGCCGCAACAGGAAAGUUCCACUACAGUGCCGUGAAUCUACUACUGGACCACGGGGCUGAGCCCAAUUCCAGAGACAACAAUGGUCGAUCACCAUUGUUAUGGGCCUCAGUGGAGGGAACGGCUAAACUAUUGUUGAAGAGUGGCGCUGAUCCAUACUGUGCAGAUAACGAGGGAGCAACAACUUUGUUGAUAGCUGAAGAAAAAGGCUGGGAAAAAGUGGUGAAACUUAUCCUCGAGGUCAAGGACAACUUAGACGUGGUGGAUUCAGACGAUUUAAAUUAA
Molecule: messenger RNA, 540 nt
Organism: Aspergillus glaucus CBS 516.65
Lineage: Eukaryota; Fungi; Ascomycota; Eurotiomycetes; Eurotiales; Aspergillaceae
Product: ankyrin repeat domain-containing protein
Exons: 2
Coding region: 1-540 (179 amino acids)
Molecular function (GO): protein binding
Source: RefSeq, a predicted model, not a curated record